Messenger RNA from Mytilus californianus (California mussel), 1498 nucleotides. Its product is annotated as ER membrane protein complex subunit 2-like. NCBI's taxonomy places the organism in Eukaryota, Metazoa, Mollusca, Bivalvia, Mytilida, Mytilidae. The transcript has 10 exons. Gene Ontology annotation, molecular function: protein binding. The record is from RefSeq and is a predicted model, not a curated record. Gene Ontology annotation, cellular component: EMC complex. The coding region runs from base 43 to 933 and encodes 296 amino acids. Gene Ontology annotation, biological process: protein folding in endoplasmic reticulum.
AGAUUUCCGGAAGGGAGAUAACUUAAUUUAUUUUCUGAAUCGAUGGCUCGCCGGUUAAACUGGGAAGGUUCCAGAGAUUGUCUGAGACGAUUAAGAGAAGAUCAUGUUCGAGACAGUGAACUGGUAGUACGUCUUUGGGAAGAAUGUUUGAUGAAUCACAGAGAAAAGCUUGGAGAUGAAUUAUGGACUGUAUAUGAACAAGUUUGUAUUGCUGCCCUGGAUUGUCAAAGACUAGAUUUAUCUGAGAUCUGUUUAGAAUUACUACACAACAAAUUCCCAGAUUCAGUCAGAGUUAAAAGAUUAUUAGGAAUGAGAUAUGAAGCAGAGAAAAAAUUUGUGAAAGCUGAAGAAGUAUACCAGGCAAUUAUCGACAAAGAUGAAUCUAACAUGUUUGUAAGGAAAAGACUGGUAACCAUAGCUAAGGAACAGAAUGAAGUAACUAAAGCUAUUGACCUGUUAAAUAAAUAUCUAGAACAAUUUAUGACAGAUUUUGAAGGUUGGUUGGAGUUAUGUGAUUUGUAUUUAUCACAGUUGGACUACUCCAAAGCUUGUUAUUGUAUGGAAGAAUUAAUUAUGUCAAAUCCACACAACCAUUUGUUUUAUCAGAAAUUUGCUGAGAUAAAAUAUACCAUGGGAGAUCCAGAAAGUAUGGCCAUGGCAAGAUCGUAUUAUGCCCAGGCCAUAAAGCUGAAUCCUAAAAAUGUUAGAGCUUUGUACGGAUUAUUUCUUUCCUCUAGUAAUCUAGCUGUUACAGCAUCCAAAGGAGGAGGAGGCAAAGAGAAACAAAACAAUAUCAAAAAUGCUGCAUGGGCAGCACAACAGCUGAAUGAGCGAUAUCAGACUGACCAGCCAAAAGAAAUGACAGAAGAAACAAGGGUAGUAGAAGCCAUUGAGAAAGUCUUGGAAUCUUUAACAGAAAAGACAUCUAGUUGAUCAUAACUAAAGAGAUAUAUUCAGAGAUUAUAAUAUAUAGACUACAAAUAAACAGUGUUCAAUUACUGGGCAUUAACCCUAUAAAACAAAAGAUGGUGCAACUUGGUAACAUUGGAAAAAAACAGAUCAUGGAUUAUCAAACACUAUUGAAAUGUUUAGAUAUUAAAGAUAUUAGGGAAAUUGCAAAAGUUUUUUUUUAAUAUUUGAAUAUUUUUUGGAUCAAGAUCUAGCUGACAUUAAAAGUUUUAUAAAUGUAUAAAAGUUAUGUGUGAAUAAAACAUUGAAGAUAUGAUCAUUUAAUAAGUCAGUUUGUCUUUGACAUCAUUACACUUUGUCAGUCCUACAGAUCUGUUUUUGCAGAAAUCAUCUUGGAUCUCAGAAAUCAGGAAAUAUUUUUAUCACUCAAUUUCACUGUAAAAGAAUUCAAGAUGUUUUGAUCUAAUAGUUUCUGUUUACAAAUUGUCAGCUCCAUUUAGAAAUGUACAUGGAGAUAUAUAGAUUUAAAUUGUUUACCCAACUGCAAGUCAGUUAUGUAAAUAUAUUACAAAUAAAUGUUGUUUAUGUC